Pseudoliparis swirei is the source of this 651-nucleotide messenger RNA. Its product is annotated as collagen alpha-1(I) chain-like. Lineage: Eukaryota; Metazoa; Chordata; Actinopteri; Perciformes; Liparidae. The annotation marks the transcript as partial. The record is from RefSeq and is a predicted model, not a curated record. Gene Ontology annotation, cellular component: basement membrane. The transcript has a single exon.
CCUCCUGGUCUUGCUGGUCCUCCUGGUCUUGCUGGUCCUGCUGGUCCUCCUGGUCUUGCUGGUCCUCCUGGUCUUUCUGGUCCUCCUGGUCUUGCUGGUCCUGCUGGUCUUGCUGGUCCUCCUGGUCCUCCUGGUCUUGCUGGUCCUCCUGGUCCUCCUGGUCUUGCUGGUCCUCCUGGUCUUUCUGGUCCUCCUGGUCUUGCUGGUCCUCCUGGUCUUGCUGGUCCUGCUGGUCCUCCUGGUCCUCCUGGUCUUGCUGGUCCUCCUGGUCUUUCUGGUCCUCCUGGUCUUGCUGGUCCUGCUGGUCUUGCUGGUCCUCCUGGUCUUGCUGGUCCUCCUGGUCUUGCUGGUCCUGCUGGUCCUCCUGGUCCUCCUGGUCUUGCUGGUCCUCCUGGUCUUUCUGGUCCUCCUGGUCUUGCUGGUCCUGCUGGUCUUGCUGGUCCUCCUGGUCUUUCUGGUCCUCCUGGUCUUGCUGGUCCUGCUGGUCCUCCUGGUCUUUCUGGUCUUUCUGGUCCUCCUGGUCUUGCUGGUCCUGCUGGUCUUGCUGGUCCUCCUGGUCCUCCUGGUCCUGCUGGUUCAGACUGGAGCUCCAGUCCUGCUCAGGACCCUCGUGUUGACCCACCAGCUGCUGGCCGUCUGAGGAGAGAAUGA